This is a messenger RNA of Rubroshorea leprosula, 705 nucleotides long. Lineage: Eukaryota; Viridiplantae; Streptophyta; Magnoliopsida; Malvales; Dipterocarpaceae. The record is from the annotation of a GenBank genome assembly.
UUAUCUCACUCUCAUUUUGUGCCCAAAAGACCUAGAGGCUGCUAAGAGGGGUCUGGUUGCCAUGGGGGAUAUUGUUUUGACUAGAGUUCUGCCUGGUGGUUCUAUAAACACUGGUGUUCUUAGUGUCUCAAAUCGAUCUGAUGUCGAACGCAUGCCUACAAUUGAAGAGGGACAUAAUUCAGCAGUGCUGGAGGCAAGAGAUGCUCGUCAAGAAGGCCUCAUCCAUCGUUUCUACUUUCAAAGGAGGGCGGAUGGAACCAAACAAACUCUAACAGGCAUGAAGCAAUUCUUUGACCUUCAUGGAUUGCAAGCUAAGGAUCGAAUUAAAAUCUAUCUUGUGCAAAAAGAAGUUAAGUUGUUUGGAAGAGUCAUUCGUCCCGCACUUUAUUCAAUUGAUUUUGAGAGGAGGCUCUAGUCUAAGUAAAUAGGUUGUAAAAAAAGAACACUUGAAUAUGAAAUAAUCUUCAUCUAGAGGUUUGGCUCUUUUUUUUUUUUCUUUUCUUUUCUGAAAAUAAGCUACUUUGAUCGGAAUCAUUUUGUUAUUCCGUGUGCAUGCAGAAUAUUGUUUCUAUUAGAGUGGCCUUGGUGUUAAUUUUUUUUUUUUUUUGAGGAAUUGGUGUUGGUUUUGUGUACAUGCUUUCUGAUGAUAAGUAAAAGAAGAAAAAAGGGGCCUAGGUGCAUGAUCGAUAAAAUGGUCGGUCCUGU